GUAUACUGUUAAAAUAGAUUUAAAAAACACCGGGCCUGGAGAACAUUUAAUUUGUUGCCAUCGGAGCGUUGUUAAUUUCUAAGAAAUUUUACUACACUUUAAAUAUUGUCCUGAACAUUAAAAAAUUCGGGAUCAAUGGAAUUAAAUUUGGAGACUUUAAGUGACGAAGAAUUCAGAAAAAGAGUACCGGCUGUUGUGUAUCUUGGAUUUCUGAUUUUACUCGGACUCCCGGGUAAUGUUUCUGUAUUGAUUGCAUACACCCGAUUCUACAACAGAACAACACACAGAGUCUUCAUUCUCGCUCUUGCUGCCGUUGAUACAGUUUCUUGUAUUAUAAGCAUGCCAUUUGAGAUAGUAGAAUUGAGAUACCAGUAUACUUUCUAUGCGGAGGCUGCGUGUAAAUCUUUCCGAUUCAUCACCGGUGUCUUUGCUGUUGUAUCGCCCAUGGUUCUAAUGGGUCUUGCCUUUAAUCGCUUUAGACUGGUUUGUCAACCUUUGAAGCCACAGAUGACUAUAAAAAUGGCGUACAUUGGCUGUGGGAUAUCGUUUGCACUUUCCCUUCUUUUAUGUCUACCUACCAUUCCUUUCACUGGAACGAGACUAGUGCAACUGAAAAAUAAUAUAACUGGAUAUGAUUGCUCUGUUGAUGACAAUUUCAAGAACUCGAAGUUUCGUAUCUAUUAUUACGGAUUUUUGACCCUUCUCGUGGUUAUUUGCAUCAUAGUAUUAACAGUCAUCUAUUCAUGUAUAGCCAGAAGAGUUUACCAACAUACGAGACACAAGGCGAAAAUAUUGAAAAGGACAGCUCAAAACCUUAAACGAACAGAUGAAAAGGGUCAUAUCAUUAAACCAACUGGAAACCAGUCGAUCAACCUGGAGUUGUCUCUCACGUCUGAAGACAUUUCUCAAAGGACUGAAGAAACUGCCAUAUCAAACCAAAACAAAGAUGUAAGAACCAAGGACAAUAAUACAUCAAAACGUAAAUCCGUUCCCUUGGAGACUAAUGUUAAAAAAUCUGUCACAAAAAUUGCUUUCCUUGUGAGUUUCGUUUUCAUCAUCAGCUACGUGCCGCACUUAGUUUUGAACAUUGGGUCUUCCAUAAAGGGAUAUUACUUCGUCCCACCGAGUCCCCUGGCUUCCGCUAUUCUACCUAUCCUAUCGAGGUCUUACUUCCUGAGCAGUGUGUUAAAUCCCAUCAUUUACUGCUUCUGUGAUGCCAGGUUUAGAAAUGUGCUGAAAAGAGCAGUUCACGUGAAUUGUGAAUGACGCUAAUAUUUAAGGUAGUACUCUACAUCGUCAUAAUGGAUGACUUCCUUUAAAAACAUGGAUGAAAAAAUCGAUAUCAGCAAUACUUGACUUUUCCUUUUCCAUUUAAAUACAUAACCGAGUAGUUCAGUAGGUUAGAAUACUGACUGCUGAACUGUAGGUCGCAGGUUCGAGUCCAGCAGGGGUUUUACAUUUUUUUUCUCCAGAUUACCUUCUACUAAAACUGUAUUUUUUGACAAAAUAAAGUAAAUUUGAAAAUUUUCAACUUCAAAAUAUUGUUGUACAUAUCCUUCACUUUUCAUAUACAUCAAAUUUCUCUAAUGUAGCAUACCUCCUUAACAGAAUAUUGAAAACCUAGUUUUUGCUCAAAUCUCAAACGUUUAGCAUAAGUAGUUCUUGUUCUUUCGCCAAGCGCCCGAAAUUAAAAGUAAAAGCCACGAGUUACACGACCUUAAGGGGUACUCUACAUCGGCAUUAUGGCUAACGUCCUUUUCAAACGUUGAUGAAAAUAUCAAUACAUGUAUAUAUUCAUUUCAAAUAUCAUUGCCUAGCUGGUUAACUUAGUAGGUUAACGCGUCGAUCGCGGUUUCGAGUACAGCAGGGGUUUUAAUUUUUUCAGAUUGCUUUCUACUAAAUAAAGUAAAUUUGAAAGUUUUUAAGUUCUAUUAUAUUAUUGCACUUUUCAUCCAUAUCAAAUUUCUCUGUUAUAGCAUUCCUAUUUAAAACAGCGUCACGAUAUAGGCAUUGAAACAGGAAAGAACUCGAUGCCGAAGAGCCAUGCAGAAUAGGUCAAAAUUUGUGGCACUUUAGCUAGAGCUGGUGAUGUUUCUUCAUAAUGUAUCGAAUGGGACGUAAACACCCAAAACAAAACAACCCUAUUCACCACCAUGCAUAUUUACAUAAUAGGAACAACUUGAUCUUAAACUAUUAGGAGAAAGAAGUUUAUGAUAGUAAUAAAUGUCUGGUUUGUU
Molecule: messenger RNA, 2237 nt
Organism: Ostrea edulis (European flat oyster)
Lineage: Eukaryota; Metazoa; Mollusca; Bivalvia; Ostreida; Ostreidae
Product: cholecystokinin receptor type A-like
Exons: 2
Coding region: 136-1266 (376 amino acids)
Biological process (GO): neuropeptide signaling pathway
Cellular component (GO): membrane
Molecular function (GO): neuropeptide receptor activity
Source: RefSeq, a predicted model, not a curated record